UCUGGAGGGCCAGGAACAAACAGGCUUCAAAGCCGGGGGCUUGGCUYGCAAACAGGGGACCCGGCCCUUCACUUCUGUCCCCUCUCCCUGUGGGACACAUAUAAGACCCUGGUCCCAACUGCGAGGUGAGGAGAGGAGAAGGCCUGCAGCAAGAUGGAUGCAGGCGGCAAGGAGGUCUUGAUGGAGAGCCCACCGGACUACUCAGCAGGCCCCCGGGGCCAGUUCCGCAUCCCCUGCUGCCCAGUGAACCUCAAGCGCCUUCUCAUCGUGGUUGUGGUGGUGGUCCUUGUCGUUGUGGUGAUUGUAGGGGCCCUGCUUAUGGGUCUUCACAUGAGCCAGAAACAUACUGAGAUGGUCCUYGAGAUGAGCAUUGGGGCACCAGAAGCCCAGCAACGCCUGGCCCUGAGUAAGCAUGCGGGUACCACUGCCACCUUCUCCAUCGGCUCCACUGGCAUCAUCGUGUAUGACUACCAGCGGCUCCUGACUGCCUAUAAGCCAGCCCCAGGAACCUACUGCUACAUCAUGAAGAUGGCUCCAGAUAACAUCCCCAGUCUUGAGGCUCUCACUAGAAAGUUCCAGAAUCUACAGGCCAAACCUGCAAACCCUAAGCUGGGCCAGGAGGAGGGGCAUGAGGGAGGCUCUGCUUCCUCAGGAGGAGACCUGGCCUUCCUGGGCCUGGCGGUGAGCACCCUGUGUGGAGAGGUGCCUCUCUACUAUAUCUAGGACUUCCAGGUGAGCA
Molecule: messenger RNA, 739 nt
Organism: Urocitellus parryii (Arctic ground squirrel)
Lineage: Eukaryota; Metazoa; Chordata; Mammalia; Rodentia; Sciuridae
Gene: Sftpc
Product: surfactant protein C
Biological process (GO): respiratory gaseous exchange by respiratory system
Cellular component (GO): extracellular region; alveolar lamellar body
Source: RefSeq, a predicted model, not a curated record